AGUUGUCAGCCUAAGGCACCUCACACACUCUCACACACACUCACACACCCACACCCACUCCCUCCUCCAGCCCCACCGCCCCCGUCAUGGCCGCGUCCACCCUGUCCGUCUGCUCCAGCGACCUGAGCUACGGCAGCCGCGUCUGCCUGCCCGGAUCCUCGGACUCCUGCCCCGACCCCUCCUGGCAGGUGGACGACUGCCCAGAGAGCUGCUGCGAGCCCCCGUGCUGCGCCCCCGCCCCCUGCCUGACCCUCCUGUGCGGCCCCUCCUCCCCCUGCCAGGGAGACUGCUGCACCCUGCGUCCCGUCUGCUGCACCCCUGUGUGCUGCAAGCCCGUGUGCUGCACCCCUGUGUGCUGCGAGGACUCCCCCUGCACAACCUCUUCAUGCUGCCAGCCAUCCUGUUGCACCUCCUCCCCCUGCCAGGGAGACUGCUGCACCCCUGUGUGCUGCAAGCCCGUCUGCUGCACCCCUGUCUGCUGCAAGCCCGUCUGCUGCACCCCUGUGUGCUGCAAGCCCGUCUGCUGCACCCCUGUCUGCUGCGAGGACUCCCCCUGCUCAGGCCCCUCCUGCUGCCAGCCCAGCCCCUGCUGCAGGCCCUCCUCCUGCGUGUCCCUGCUCUGCCGCCCCGUGUGCAGGCCCACCUGCUGCACCCCUGUCUUCUGCAAGCCCGUCUGCUGCACCCCUGUCUGCUGCAAGCCCGUCUGCUGCACCCCUGUGUGCUGCGAGGACUCCCCCUGCUCAGGCCCCUCCUGCUGCCAGCCCAGCCCCUGCUGCAGACCCUCCUCCAGUGUAUCCCUGCUCUGCCGCCCCGUGUGCCCCCGGCCCACCUGCUGCGCCCCUGCCUCCUCCUGCUGCCGCCCGGCCUCCUGCGUGUCCCUGCUCUGCCGCCCCACGUGCCCCUGCCCUGCCUGCUGCGGCCCCGCCUCAGGCCAGUCCUGCUGCUGAUGGGCACGUCCCCCCAGGGCCAUCCGGGCUCAGGUCCCACCUGGUGACUGUGGUCCUCUUGGCCACCCUUCAGUCAGUCCUGACCUGUGUUAGGUGGCUGCCCCCACCCAGGACGGGGUCCCCCAUGUGUCCACUCUCCUGACCUGACCUUGACCUCCUGCCUCCCAGGAACGCUGACCCCAUGGCUUCCCGGGACUUCUGCUCCAGGAGGCACCUGCACCUGUUCUGGGUCACCUGUCCUUCCCUCCCCCUUUCUCCGCUUGGGUCACUUGGCUUUGACUCCUAACCUGUCAG
Molecule: messenger RNA, 1241 nt
Organism: Acinonyx jubatus (cheetah)
Lineage: Eukaryota; Metazoa; Chordata; Mammalia; Carnivora; Felidae
Product: keratin-associated protein 10-7-like
Exons: 2
Coding region: 87-947 (286 amino acids)
Cellular component (GO): keratin filament
Source: RefSeq, a predicted model, not a curated record